AUGGCCAAAGUUCUACAACAUGGCCCUUGGUUUAUCAAUGAGCACUACCUCUCUGUUCGAAGGUGGGAGCCAAAUUUUGUAGCUAGAAAAGCUAAGGAAGUUCACUCAGCUGUUUGGGUCCGUCUUCCACAACUACCCACAGAACUCUACGAUGGAAUAGUGCUUGGAAGGAUUGGAAACUCAAUUGGCCGGCUACUACGCGUAGAUGCUUGUACAGGCUCAACACUCAAAGGAAGAUACGCGAGGUUAUGUGUGCAAGUGCCAUUAGACCAACCAGUCCAAACAACGAUUCCGAUUGGCUCUCACAUACAACAACUCGUGUAUGAAGGGGAGAAUUUUUUAUGCAAAGUUUGUGGUAGACUGGGUCACACUGCACCAUCAUGCUCCUACUCUACAAUUGACUCACUAAACCAGACACAACAAGGCCCUUGGUCCAUCACCUCCAACUCCACAAACAAGGGAAAAGCAGUUGAAGAACUAUGGCAAACAGUCUCCUUUCCUAGAGGUAACAAACAAAAACGACACACUGCUAGUUCAUCUCAGAACAAAGCACAAACGACACCCCCUAGGUAUUAA
Molecule: messenger RNA, 576 nt
Organism: Nicotiana attenuata
Lineage: Eukaryota; Viridiplantae; Streptophyta; Magnoliopsida; Solanales; Solanaceae
Exons: 1
Coding region: 1-576 (191 amino acids)
Source: RefSeq, a predicted model, not a curated record